Prorocentrum cordatum is the source of this 954-nucleotide messenger RNA. NCBI's taxonomy places the organism in Eukaryota, Dinophyceae, Prorocentrales, Prorocentraceae. The record is from the annotation of a GenBank genome assembly.
AUGGCGGCCGGGGCAUGGCGGAUGACCCGGGAGAUCGAGCUUUCCACGGCCAGAGCGUGCCUCAUUGAACUCGUGCGGGGCGACCGCCCUGCGGUAACGUGGCAUUUGCCAGCGUCGAAGACGGACGCGACAGCGUUGGGCCGCGUCGGGGGCCACAGCCUUCGCCCCACCGGGGCGCAAGGCCUGGCGCGCCUCGGGGUCGACCUGCGGGCGAUCCAACUCCCGGGGCACUGGGGCUCAUCCGCCGCCCAGGGGCACGCGCGGGAGGCAUCGCUGGACGCGGCCGCUGAGUGGGCCAGGCGCGCUGGCAGCAACCUCGACCUCGAGUCCGCGCUUGGCCAGGUCGCGGAGCUGCGAUCCGAGUUCGGCGAGCUCCGCCGCGGCCAGUCGACCCCAGAGGGUCUCGUCGACAUGGUGCUCGACGAGGUACGUUCGGAGCCGGGACGCCAUUUGCUGCGCUGCGAGCUGCAGGACACGGCGGUUCGCCCGGAGGACGAGCUGCAGCUGCCCGCCUGCGCCGGCGGGAGCAACCCGGUCAGGAAGGUGCUCAACCGCGAAUCCGGUGUCUUGCACGCCGUCCUCGUCGGGCCGCCCACCAUGCCCGCGGCUGCCUGGCAGCAGCCGCAGAGCUCUAGCGAGGCCGCCGAGGAGCUCGCCUCCCGGCGGCAGAGGUACCUGCGGCAGCAGCGGCUGCUGAACCAGCAGUUGCUGACUUUCUCCGAGGACCUGACCAUCCCCCUGGGCUCCCGCGCGCAGCGGCCCAGCGCCCCGCCGCUCUGCGACGAAGUUCCCGCUUCGGCGCGCGAGCGGCGGCCACGCCCCGCCGCCAGCGGCGCGCCCUCGCGGCUGCCCUCCGCGCUGGCGGCGGAGAAGGCCAUCGCCUUCGUCCGCGGGGUCACCGAGCGCUCCCUGGCCGCGCGCAAGGCCGCCGCUCCGGCGCGCGUGCUGCUCUGA